AUGGACGCCACAACACAAGUGCAGCCUUUGGCCGACCGCCCAACCAACACCCACCUUGCCAAUACCAACAACAACGUGGACAAGACAGACAUGAAGUCUGCUGAUUUGUCUUCAAUGGAUUACCACCGCAACGUGUUGCAGGGAAAGCUGGAUAACGGCGAGAAGCAACCUGGUGCUUACGUUUCCCCGUCGGACGAGUUAAUGAGUCCCUGCACAAAGAAAUUGAGCGACAUUAAGGGCAAGCGAUUCAAGAAUGCCGGCAAGCCCCAAUCUCUCUUUGCUAAGCUUGGAAAGAAGAGCUACGAGCAAUCCUCAUCGGCUGAACAAGGGCGCAACUCAGAGUAA
Penicillium angulare is the source of this 345-nucleotide messenger RNA. RefSeq names its product Spo12 family protein. The transcript has 3 exons. Lineage: Eukaryota; Fungi; Ascomycota; Eurotiomycetes; Eurotiales; Aspergillaceae. The coding region runs from base 1 to 345 and encodes 114 amino acids. The record is from RefSeq and is a predicted model, not a curated record.